AUGACACUUCACAACAUUCUUUUGCAUCUCAUAGGUGUUGCACUCUUCUUCACGCUUCUGGCACUCCUUUUUUGCGUUUGUCGAAUCGCAGAUUCGGCUUUGGUGCCUCCAUCACGAUUAUCCUCACGACAGACUAGUUCAACAAGUUUGAACAACGUGGAUCCGGCAGGCCCCAAUGAUCUUCCCUUGGCUUUCAUUGAGAAAUCGCAAAUUGAUGAGGAAAGAAGGCGUUUCAUCUACUGA
Messenger RNA from Auanema sp. JU1783, 243 nucleotides. NCBI's taxonomy places the organism in Eukaryota, Metazoa, Nematoda, Chromadorea, Rhabditida, Rhabditidae. The record is from the annotation of a GenBank genome assembly.